This is a messenger RNA of Gasterosteus aculeatus aculeatus (three-spined stickleback), 6456 nucleotides long. The record is from RefSeq and is a predicted model, not a curated record. NCBI's taxonomy places the organism in Eukaryota, Metazoa, Chordata, Actinopteri, Perciformes, Gasterosteidae.
AUGAGCAGCAUAAACGAAAGACCAACUAUCCGCCAACAGAGCUCGGAAAAUAACUCAGUCAGCAGCAGCGAAUGGGACAUGGCGAAUGAUGUGUUUGUGUCCGGAUACGACGACGACCCGGUGGGAGACGGUGAUGUCGGCGGGCACAGGGACUUGGUCAGACACCUGCCGAUAUUGUCCCAGGACGGCAUGGUGCUCGGCCUGCCCGGGGACGAAUACGCGGCGGGUCUGGUAUCGGAGCCUCGUGGACAGAACCCCAACAGGGGGCCCGCGUAUCCGACAUUGGUCGAAGGGAACGCGGCGGCCGACGCCGACGAUAUCCCGCCGAAGAGCGGAGAGGGGCACACUCAGGGCGGAGAGAGGCACAGUCAGAGCGGAGAGGGGGACAGUCGGGGCGGAGAGGGGGACAGCGCGAGCGGAGAGGGGGACCGCGCCAGCGGCCGGGCGGAGCCGACGGCGCCGCGCGCCGCGUCGGAGGAGACGGGGGACUCGGACGCGGGCACAAGCGUGGAGGCGGUGUGCGUCCGAGGGGGGAUCUAUGAAGUAGAUAUCAGAGAGAAGGAGUGCUACCCCGUGUACUGGAACCAACAAGACCGUAUUCCUGUGAUGAGGGGCCAGUGGUUCAUUGAUGGAACAUGGCUUCCUCUUGAGGAGGACGAGAGUGAUCACAUCGAGAUGGAACAUCUCGCUCGUUUCCGGGGGCAACAAAUGAGGGACACCUAUGAGAUGGAGGUGGUAACCACCACAGUGGACAGCAAAGAUGCUAUCGACAGUCUGAAACUGAGCAGGAGUCAUGUGGACUGGCACAGCGUAGACGAGGUGUACCUGUACAGCGAUGCCACCACCUCCAAGAUUGCACGUACCGUCACUCAGAAAUUGGGCUUCUCUAAAGCCUCCAGCAGUGGGACACGUCUCCAUCGGGGUUAUGUAGAAGAGGCGGCACCUGAAGACACCCCACCUGAAACCACGCACAUUGUUUUUGUGGUUCAUGGUAUCGGCCAGAAGAUGGACCAAGGCCGCAUCAUCAGGAAUACCAGCAUGAUGAGAGACGCUGCCAGAAAGAUGGAGGAGAAGCACUUCUCCAAUCACACAACAGAGCAUGUAGAGUUCUUUCCUGUGGAGUGGAGGUCAAAACUGUCUCUUGAUGGAGACACGGUGGACUCCAUCACCCCAGACAAAGUGAGGGGUCUCAGAGAAAUGCUGAACGGCAGCGCCAUGGACAUCAUGUACUACACCAGCCCUCUGUACAGAGAUGAGAUCACUAGGGGAUUGACUCUGGAGCUGAAUCGUCUGUACACACUCUUCUGCUCACGAAACCCGGACUUUGAGAAAAAUGGGAAGGUGUCCAUAGUAUCACACUCUCUGGGCUGCGUCAUCACCUUUGAUAUUAUGACGGGCUGGGACCCGGUGCGCUUUCAUCACGAAGCAGAACUUGACCCGGAGGAAACAAAGGUUCGGUGGCCGAGUGAUGAAGAGCGUCACCUUCAGGAGCAGCUUAGAGUCACGCGCCUCAGGUUAAGGGAUUUGGAGAAUCAGUUCCAGGGUCUGCGUACCUCGAUUUGUGAAGUGCCUGCUUUAAAAUUCAAGGUAGAAAACUUCUUCUGCAUGGGCUCUCCUCUGGCUGUUUUCUUGGCGUUGCGUGGGAUCCGGCCUGGGAACAAUGGAGUACAGGACCACAUCCUCCCAACAUCUAUCUGCAAACGCCUCUUCAACAUUUUCCAUCCCACAGACCCUGUGGCAUACAGAUUGGAGCCUCUUAUCUUAAAGCACUACAAUAGAAUUGCACCGGUUCAAAUCCACUGGUACAACACCACCAGCCCAACACGGUAUGAUGAGAUCCGACAGACGCUGCUCAACCCAUCUCUCUCUGACUCAGAGAGCAUUCCCAGCCCCUGCACCUCCCCAACCCAGGCCAGACGGCACUAUGGAGAGUCCAUCACCAGCCUUGGGAAAGCCAGUAUUAUGGGUGCUGCCAGUCUUGGAAAGGGAAUAGGAGGAAUCCUGUUUUCCCGCUUUUCCCGUUCUGGUGGCCAGGUGGGAGGAGUGGAGGACGACCCAUCAUAUCCAGAGGGCGGGACCUCUGAAGUUGAAAAUGUGACUGAAGUAGACGCAGGAGCGGCUGUGGCAGAGAUUGAAGAAGAGGAAAAGGAACUAGAGCAGGGAAGGGCAGAGGUCGAGCCAGCCCUGUACCAGUCCGCCUCAGCUGUCCUGGAAAACACCUCCAUGGAACUGGAAAGACGCAUCGACUUCGAGCUGAGGGAGGGCUUGGUGGAGAGCCGCUAUUGGUCGGCGGUGACCUCACACACGGCCUAUUGGUGCUCUUAUGAUGUGGCGCUGUUCCUCCUCACCUUCAUGUACAGACCACAAGAGCCUUUCGAACCUGCAGAAGACAACCUUGAGAUGUCAUAACAUGGAAACUGGACACUAGUUUGGGUCAUUUCACUUUCAAUCACACCUUUGUAGAUAUAGAUUGAAAGACUCAUUUAGGAAAUAAUGCAAAUACACAUUGUAAAGUCAUGACAAUUUAACAUUUUUAAAUAUAUUAUUGGGAAAUGUGAAAUAUUGGAAAUGUAAUUAAUUGUGUUCGUCCUUAGCUACCUUAGAUCUGUGUAGGCUAUCCCCUCCUAUUUACGGUUUCCAAUUAGUGUUCUUCACCAUCAUCAUGAGCCACAACUGGGCUGAAUUCAAAUUGUCAAAUAAAUGACCUCCUAAUGUCUAUUAAGUGGUCAAGGACAGGUCGAGGACAUUAAAGUAUGUAGUUAUGCGACGGGAGACGCAUGUUAGUGACAUCAGUCAGCAACACUGAAACUACAAAACUACUGGUUUGCUUUAUAUUUACAUAUAUAUAUAGAUAUACACACAUAUAUAUACAUAUAUAUACAUACACACACACAUAUACACAUAUAUAUAUAUGAUAUAUAUGUGUAUAUAUAUGAUAUAUGUAUGUAUAUGUGUAUAUAUAUUUAUAUAUAUAUGUUUAUGUGUAUAUAUACAGUAUGUAUGUAUAUAUAUAUAUAUAUAUAUUAUAUAUAUAAGAAAAACAAAACAUUUUUUAAUUGCAACAGUCAAGGACAAUGCCAGCUGCAUAAUGUGACAUGCGCACACUCCUGGUUACCACUCUAAACGUAAACACGUUUUGAUAUAUAUGUGUAUACAUAUGUAUGAUAUAUAUAUGAAUGAGAUAUAUAUGUAUAUGUGUAUAUAUAUAUAUAUAAAGAAAAACAGUCAAGGACAAUGCCAGCUGCAUAAUGUGACAUGCGCACACUCCUGGUUACCACUCUAAACGUAAACACGUUUUGAUUAAACGUAAAUAUCCAGAGUUACGCUACAUAGACAGAAAACGCAAUUAUUAUAGGUUUACAGACCCUCGCAUCACUGCUACUCAAUGAGCAGUGACCUUCAGUUGAAGGCUGUAGCGACAAAGGAAGGAAAGGAAUUACUGCUAAAAAAAAAAAGAUACUAUCCGGUUAUGCUACUGUAAUAUUAACCCAUGUGUUGUAUCAUGUUUACAUUGAACUGUUGUUUAUGUCUGGAAUAAAGGACAUGAUACCUUUUAUAUAACUUUUACUUAACUCUCCGACUCGCUCCCCCGACUCCUCCAGUCGACAGCAUCACUGACCUCCCUUCCCCAAUGUACUUUCAGUUCCAUCCCUUCUUCAUAUGGAAGCCAGAGAACUAUUUAAUGGCUAGAUUGAGGAUCAAUUACACCCUGCCGUGCAUUGAAGGCUGUGCCCGGCCUUAAGUUGCCUCUGCAGGUCUGGGAAGACCUCGUGUCAUUGUUGGUGUCACCGGACAGUAUUACCUGUUGUCAUCUAGGCUGUGCUGCAAAGUCUGCAAGAAGAGGUGGUACGCUGACAACCUACUGUGGCCAGAAAAACUUCCAAAGAGGUUCACAAACCAGCCAGCCGUACAGACCUACAAGAAGGCACUCUGUAAGUCAGUCGUGGACGAGCUCAGGCGGACGGGUAACUCACCAACCGACAUGACCAAGCAGAUCAUAGAGAUGAUGCACGUGAAAUUUGAACGUGCUCACCUGGCCUACCUCCUCAGCUGGGCAGGAAAGUCCGACCAAAGAACCAUCACACAGUUCCUCUGGCAGGAAACAAAGCCAGCCUCCUUCGGACAGUAUGGGGAUUCGGAUGGCGGGAACGGAAUCUCUGUGUCUUCGCACUACUUGACUGACUGCCUAUUGCAUGAGUACCAUCACCAGGAGAGUGCCAUCAACACACAACUGUAGGGUACUGCAGACCUUUGGACAGGCUUUCUGCUCAGAUCACACACGCAAAGUUGCGAGGAAGGUCAUCUUUUCAUCCGGCACCAUGUCCUCAUAUGUGGUCAUGAACGAGAACUGGAUGAUCCUUUCGUGUGUGAUGGUGCAAUCUGAGACGAAGAAGUCCCGGAAGCCCAUGUACGAGGGACUGGCACAGCGCUACAGCGCUGCAGGCAUAGAAAAGGCACAAUAUCAAGAUUGCUGUGUUGUAUUCAAGGUGGCAGAGCAGUUUGCAGGAGAGCAUCUGAACUGGGAUUCUUGGAAAACAACAGAUGCAAUCGUUGCCGAUGUCACUUCUGGUAACCUCCGAAACCCAUGUGCUUCAAGAUCACAUUUUAAUGCAAACAUUAAUAUCAAGCUGGACUUGUUUUACUGCAUGAGGCGGUUCCUCCGUGAGUGUGUGUCGGAGCAUCACAGCCUGUGCAGUUUCUUUGCUCAGUUCCUCUCUGCAGCCUUUUUUUGUGGUGGAUCAGGAAGACCUGCAGCGGCUUAAAGAAGCCUACACCUUCUGUGGUAUUCUGCCUGCCAACCCGACCAAGCAACACAUCCGAGAGCACUGCAGGAUCAGAAUUCCGCUGCCUGAGGAGCUCAUCAAGAGAGUCAAGGGAGUUUUCCAGCAGUUUCACCUGGCAAGUGACCCAAAUGGCGCUCCUCUCUGCAAGCCCUCAGACAUGGCGGAUUCAGAGAGUACACAGCCUGUGGGGCUGCCUGAGUGAUCCUGGGGUGGAAGGUGGGAUUUUGUACAGGAAUGGAGGAACAUUGCAGCUAAAUCAUGUGCAGGGUGAAGGGGCCAAAGUUCCUGUUUGGAUCCCCAUCAGAGGCACAUCCCAGCAGGAGGGCUUUCACUUCCACCAGGCUCAGUGGGUCACUGGAACACGUGUUUCCACGGAGGUGUUCCGAGCUCAGGGGAUGACUGGGGUGGCACGGUGGAAUUACCAGUGCCUCGUGGACUUACAGCAGCCUGGUGUUAACCUCCCAGCUGUUUUUGAUCCAGCAUUGAUUGGACACAGUCUCUGAACGGGUCUUGGGGCAUGCAAAGUAUCCAGCUUUUUAUCCCGCUAGCAGACACUGGAGAGAAGUUCGACCUACAAUACGUUGAGCCUGGUUGCCGCCCAGUUCCUCUGGACUGGAACAAGCACAAGAGAAAGACAUAUCACCCCCAGGCCCGGAAUCCACCUGCUAAAAGUGAUCCACUCGCUACCCAGUCGGAGGUUCCUCCGUCAUCCUCACUGGCACCAUCAAGGUUGUUCCAGUUUUCUCCAUGCCCCCCUGCCGAUUCUGCUGUGAAACCAGAUGUGAGUCCCAGAACAACGUCAGGGCCUCGGGGAGAGCCAGAAACCCCACGUCUGCCCUCACCAGCUGGUGCUCGCACUGGACCUGUGAAGACAGGAGGGAGAGUGUUUGUUUUGGACCACAAACGAUGGCUGAUUCUGCAGCGUCAUUCCUCAUUGAGAAAUUGGCAACACUGGUUCAAUAAAGACUCUCUUCGGGACUUUUCAAUUGUUACUAAUCACGAUAACUACAGAAUAAAUACCACCCGGAACGUAUUUUAUCUCUCUAGGAGUUUGAUUUAUUUCGGACUCGGAAACACCGAAGAUAAUUUAGACUCCGCUAAAAGUCGGACGUCCUUGUCCUCCCUGUUUGUUAUGAGAGUGGAGUGAGAGGGUGCAAGUGUCUCUGUAGAACGUUUACAGUUCUAAGAUAUUCACAGAUUCAGACUGGUUUAAUAGCUGGUCAGCGAGAGGUUGUUAAACUGUGUGGCCCUAGACCGUAGUCACCAAGUUAUAACUUUUAAUCUCAUCAUUAUCUCAUAAUUUUGACGUUCUUAAGGGUUAGGGUUAGAAAAAAGUGGGGGUAUAUAUAUUUUAUAAAACUGUUCAAUUGUUAAAAUGUUUCAUUAUUUAUAAUUGUCUGAGACUGUCAAGUUCAAAUGUGAAACAGAAAAGGGGAAAUGUGAAGAUUUCUUCCCUUUAUUUUAUUGUAACACAAUUUUCACAUCUUAUUUAUUUUUUUAUUUUGAAAGGCAGCACUACUUUCUUAGUUAUUGAUAGAACAUUAUUUAUAUUUGCAAUCUUACACCUAAGUUCAGUUCUUUUUACGUGGCAAUAAAUACUGUCAAAGGGGUUCUGAAUUGUACUGAAUUAAUUUGAUUUAUCAGCUGUGUAUUGAUUAAAUGCAAAUGUUGA